Molecule: messenger RNA, 4477 nt
Organism: Athene cunicularia (burrowing owl)
Lineage: Eukaryota; Metazoa; Chordata; Aves; Strigiformes; Strigidae
Gene: STAT1
Product: signal transducer and activator of transcription 1
Exons: 23
Coding region: 4-2271 (755 amino acids)
Biological process (GO): defense response; regulation of transcription by RNA polymerase II; regulation of cell population proliferation
Molecular function (GO): RNA polymerase II cis-regulatory region sequence-specific DNA binding; DNA-binding transcription factor activity, RNA polymerase II-specific
Source: RefSeq, a predicted model, not a curated record
AGGAUGACCCAGUGGUAUCAGCUACAGCAACUUGAUUCCAAGUUUUUGGAACAAGUUCACCAGCUUUAUGAUGACAGCUUUCCUAUGGAAAUCAGGCAGUACCUGGCACAGUGGCUGGAAAACCAGGAUUGGGAACAUGCAGCCAACAACGUGUCUUUUGCUACGGUGUUAUUCCAUGACCUGCUGUCACAGCUUGAUGAUCAAUUUAGUAGAUUCUUGAUAGAAAACAACUUUUUGCUGCAACAUAACAUAAGGAAAAGCAAACGUAAUCUUCAGGAUAACUUCCAAGAAGACCCAAUACACAUGGCAAUGAUCAUCUACAACUGUCUGAAAGAAGAGAGGAAAAUACUGAACAGUGCCCAGUUGUCAAAUCAGAUGCAAGUGGGGAGCAUACAGAACACCAUGACUGGGAUGCUGGACAAACAGAAGGAGCUUGAUGUGAAAGUUAAGGCUGUAAAAAACAGUGUUAUAGAUGUGGAGCAAGACAUCAAGACAUUAGAGGAUAUGCAAGAUGAAUAUGAUUUUAAAUGUAAAACCUUGCAGAGUAGAGAGCAUGAAUCCAAUGGUGUCUCGCAGGAGGAGUACAAGAAAGAACAGAUGAAUCUCCAGAAGAUGUUCUUAUCACUUGAUCUUAAGAGAAAGGAAGUGGUGAACAAGAUAAUACAGCUGCUGAACACCACAGAGCACACACAGAGUGCUCUUGUUAAGGAAGAGCUCGUGGAGUGGAAGCAGAGGCAACAGACUGCAUGUAUUGGUGGCCCACCCAACGCCUGUCUUGACCAGCUGCAGAACUGGUUCACCAUUGUUGCUGAAAGUCUACAGCAAGUUCGUCAGCAGCUUAAAAAACUUGAGGAACUGGAACAGAAGUUUACCUAUGACUCUGAUCCCAUCACAAAAAAUAAACAAGUUCUGCAGGACCGAACACACAAUCUUUUCAAACAACUAAUCCAGAGCUCCUUUGUGGUAGAGAGGCAGCCUUGCAUGCCAACGCAUCCUCAGAGGCCCUUGGUUCUGAAGACAGGAGUACAGUUUACUGUAAAGCUUAGAUUGCUGGUGAAGUUGCAGGAGUUGAACUACAACUUGAAAGUGAAAGUUUUAUUUGAUAAAGAUGUGACCGAGAAGAACUCAGUCAAAGGGUUCAGGAAAUUUAAUAUUUUGGGAACAAACACGAAAGUAAUGAACAUGGAAGAAUCUACUAAUGGAAGUCUAGCAGCAGAAUUCAGGCACUUGCAACUGAAAGAACAGAAAAAUGCAGGAAGCAGAACAAAUGAGGGUCCUCUCAUUGUAACAGAAGAACUUCACUCUCUGAGUUUUGAGACACAGCUGUGCCAGCCUGGCUUGGUAAUAGACCUAGAGACCACUUCCCUUCCCAUUGUUGUCAUCUCAAACGUCAGCCAGCUUCCAAGUGGAUGGGCUUCUAUCUUAUGGUUCAACAUGCUGUCUACUGAUCCCAAGAACUUGUCCUUCUUUCUGAAUCCACCUUACGCAAAGUGGUCUAAACUUUCUGAAGUUCUGAGUUGGCAGUUUUCUUCUGUAACAAAGAGGGGACUUAAUGCAGAUCAGCUGAGCAUGCUGGGAGAGAAGCUACUUGGGCCAACAAGCGGAGGAUCUCACGAUGGCCUCAUACCUUGGACAAGAUUCUGCAAGGAAAAUAUAAGCGAUAAAAGUUUCCCCUUUUGGCUGUGGAUUGAGGGAAUCUUGGAGCUUAUUAAGAAACACCUCCUGUGUCUCUGGAAUGAUGGCUGCAUCAUGGGUUUCAUCAGUAAAGAGAAAGAACGUGCCUUAUUGAAAGACCAGAGUCCAGGAACAUUUUUACUAAGAUUCAGUGAAAGCAGCAAAGAGGGAGCAAUCACAUUUACUUGGGUAGAAGGAUCUCAAAAUGAGCCCCAGUUCCAUUCGGUAGAACCAUACACCAAGAAGGAGCUCUCAGCCGUCACUUUCCCUGAUAUCAUUCGCAACUACAAAGUGAUGGCAGCUGAAAACAUUCCUGAAAAUCCGCUGAGAUUUCUGUACCCAGAUAUACCCAAAGACAACGCCUUUGGCAAAUACUACUCCAGGCCUAAGGAGGCACCAGAGCCUAUGGAUUUGGAUGGUCCCAAGGGAAACGGCUAUAUCAAGACUGAGUUAAUCUCUGUAUCUGAAGUCCACCCUUCCAGGCUCCAGUCUCCAGAAAAUCUGCUCCCCAUGUCUCCUGAAGAGUUUGAUGAGGUGUCUUGGAUGGUGAGCCCAGCAGAGAUUGAUACUGUGAUGUGUUCAGCAUAUUCAACUUAAAGGUUGAGCUUUUUACUGCAUCAUUAACGCACCUGAUUAGCUUAUGCAUCUCGCGCUGCAGUCAAUGACUUGGUGACACACUUCAGUUCUUUGGUUUCUCAACCUGAAGGUCCAGUAGCAAUUUUUAACUAAUGGGAAUAUACACAGCAGUCUGAGUAGCCUCCUUGCAUGCACUUUUUCGGUUUAGAAGUUCUUUGUUAAAGAAUUUCCAGUUAGCAAGAUACCAUGCCAGAGUGGAGGAAGAGAGGAGGAAUGAGAGGUCCUCAAGCAAGAAUGAUGGGAGAAACGUGCAUUUUUUAAGGGAAUUAGUUAAAUUUAACCUUUAAAACAGUUGGCUGUACAUAGAAUGCUUUAAAGGAAAGCUAGUUCUCUUGCAGAGGUUCUGUUCAGAAAGCUUGCAUCUUCUGUGUAACUACUUCUGAAGAAAUUUCAUAGCAUUGAAUUUUCAUCUGUGUUACAAAAAGUAACACUCCACAGGCAUAUGCCACACUGAAUCCAUGUGCUGCUGAAGUCUGUCCUGGUUUUAUCUUUUCUAAGGGCACGGCCUAUGGAGAUAACAUAAGCCAGAAAUGUUACCUGUGUUUCCUUUUUGCUUGUUUCUUAAGGCAGGGUCUUCUUGUGUAGGAUGUUUAGCACAAUCUUUUUCAAAGAGCACUUCUUAGGACUCCACCUUAAAGCUGCACUGGCAUGUGUGAAGCUUGCAACUCACUAUGUCCAGUCAGAACUGCAGCCUCUCCAGACUGCAGUCCUGCUGUCUAGCAGCAGUGUCAGACAAAGGGAGAACCUCCUACUUUUAGAGAUGCUAAAAGAGGUUAGAGUAUUUUUUUUACUCACUGCUUAAUCUACCAAGGUGAGGAUCUGGUCAUGCGUAGCUCUUACGAUACCUGCCCCAUUUAGGUUGUAACAGAACUUAAUUUUUUCAUGCACUGUGAACCAGGGCAUAUAUUUAAUUGCUGAUUUGAAAAACUAGAAGACCCUACAGGCUUUGAUAAUGUAACGUUUGCAAUGAGGGAUAAGGCACAGGGAAGCAAAGUUGUUAAAUUUAUACGGAGUAGUGGCUGCAGGAUACGCAGUCUUUAGUACUUUAAGGCUGAAGUUGUGCCUCCACCAGAGCAGGAAUAGGGUUGUUUCUCAGCAUGUUUGAAGAUCAGUAUAAGCUCGCAGAUGAGAGUCUGCAGCAGCUGGUCAGGCUGCCCGGGGGAGGCAGCAGAGCGGAGGGUGCAGGGGCUGGGCAAGCAGCUCCAGGGGGACCUGCUUGAGCAGGGGGGUCGGGCACCAUGGCCCCCGAGGCCCCCUCCAGAGAACCCUCCCACCGCAACCCCCCGGGUUGCUGCUGCAGCCUCUCGACCAGCCGCCGCUGGACAUUCCCAGUGCCCGGGAGGGCAGCGGCGGGCCGGGAGCGCAGAGCUGCCCUUCAGGAAUGCUAGGUUGGAAGCAGCUGCUGCUCAGGAAGUAAAUGGCUGGUUCUGUGUAGCCUGUUGUGCUCGGGAGGACUGACGUGCUCCCUGCAAAAGCCAGAGAGAAAGGAAAUCUAAAGGACCUGGAGCACAUAAUGUGCGUAUUGAAAUGAAAACCACUGCUAAACUGACUUGGUCUUGGUGCCUUGGGUUACUGAGGUUAACAGAGCUGGUGACUUAAUGCUUUUAUCUUACUAUAAGUAGCUGAAUGUGUAUCUAUUGUAGUACAAAAAGCAAGUAUUUGUAUCUUGAGCUACACAUUCCUUGUAUUCAUGUUCCAUAUGCAGCAGUUUGUUUCCAUUACUUUAUUUCAGUUUUAUUGACCAGGGUGAAAUUUGCUUGUGAGAUUUAAAGCAGUGGCCUUCCUUAUUCACGGCUCUGCCUUUACAUGGCAAAUAGUUCCAGAAAUAUUUUUUUUCCCCCAAUGGAAUAGUCUUUUGCCAUUUUAAAUAAAUGGAACUGCCAGUUGACACUUUCGUCUUGUGUUUUGGCUACUUCUGUUAUAAAGAUGAUGCAUCUGCCAAGAGUUUACUGUGUAUCUCAUUUUGAAUUUAAACAGUUAGAGCUCUGAAGUCUAAGGCAACAGAGAUGCUUUUAAUUCACUGCAUGGUUGCAGGUCAGGCUGCAUUACAGAGUUCCUAGAAGAUAGCUGUUAAGAAUGAUUUUUUUAAAUUAUUAUUGCUUGUAUCACAUCGUUGAUGUUUUUUCUUCCCAACCCAAACUUCAAUAAACUCAACUUGAAUUUCUAA